Parnassius mnemosyne (clouded apollo) is the source of this 5724-nucleotide messenger RNA. Lineage: Eukaryota; Metazoa; Arthropoda; Insecta; Lepidoptera; Papilionidae. The record is from the annotation of a GenBank genome assembly.
AUGAUUGCAUUUGGCGCUAUAUUUUUAGCGCUCCAAGUGGCUGCUGCCAAUGCCGGAAAGUGUACAACUGGCUUCUCGGUGGUGGCGCCGGAAGUGGCAGUACCCGGGAAGACAACCGCAGUACUCGUGACGUUACACGGGAGAGCUGACAAUGAAACUGUGGACCCACUCAACGUGACUGUCCGACUAGAAACGCAAGACGCCGAAAAUGACGUGAAAUUAUUAACGACAGCGAGCCAAAUGAUUAUAGGAUACGGCAUCAUUUCGCUCAAAAUACCAGCGUCUCCAGCAACACAUUGUACUCUUCAUACAACAGUAGGCUGUGUUGGAAGUGACGAAUGUACGGCAAAAAGUCACAGUGUGAUAAGGCUGUUAGGGCCAGUUCGAGACGUAAUUGUCCGACCAGCCCGCCACCAUUACAGGCCCGGUGAAACAAUCACAUUUUGGAUACUGGCCCUUGACCAUGAUCUGCGAUUGGUUCGAGAUGAAAUAGCCUAUGUUGCGCUUAGUGACCCAGCUGGAACCAAAGUCGCCAUCUGGGAUCAGCUAUCAAUGGAAGAAGGUGUACGGAAGCUUAGUGCCGCUCUUGCACCGGGUGCUCGUUCGGGAGUGUGGCGUAUCGAAGCAAAAUGUGGUGGAGCAUCAGCUCGUGUCGAUAUAACUGUUGGAGCGGGUCUUGGAGGCUCCAGUGCUACAGCACCCGCAGCAGAGCAACACUAUGUCGAACUCAGGUUUGCUGACAGCAUGCGACGCCGCUACAAGCCUGGAUUACCUUUUGUUGGGCGGGUGGAAGCUAUGAGUACCGAAAAACGAGUUCGAGUUCGAGUAAAGCUGUAUGACGACAAAACCGAUAUCUAUAGUCAAGACAUCGACAUGUCUACGGGCGAGGGAGGUUUCAUAGUACCAACAGUCAUGGCUGAUGCACCAUACGUCAAUUUACAGGCGGAAUUAGUUGCAGUUGAAGGAAAAGAAAUUGAGACGCACUAUGUUCUUGCGAGGGAGAGAAUCCGACGUUGGAAUUCAACGUCUAAGUGCUACCUCCUUGUUGAAAAUCUACCAACGCCGCUUCAGGCUGGAGGUGUAGCAAGCGCUAGUGUGUGGUCAUCUUGCGGCUGUCGACAAAGGCUACUGGCAGCAGUUACUAGUGGAGGUCGAGCAGUUCACUGGGCCGCGGUACCGGCUCCAGAUCAUUCGAGCAAUGACGACUUAUGCAGAUUCAAUUAUACGUUCCCGGUGACAGCUGACAUGGCGCCAGUGAGCUCCCUGCUCGUCUACUACGUGACGGAGGCUGGGGAGCCCGUGAGCGACGUCGUCAGCUUUCACGUACGGCUGUUGCAUAAGGAGGUCGCAGUUGCGGUAGAAGAAAGACGAUGGUGGUAUCCAAGAGCAGCACUCCAACUUCGAGUCCUCGCUCCACCAGACUCCAUGAUGUGUCUAAUUGGCGCACGAUCUCCGCCUGACGCUCGGUUUGAUCCACAUCAACAAACAUCAGAUCAUGAAGAUCAACCCGGUCCAGAGUUUGUCUCUGCUGGAGUUUCGCUCUUCGUAGGAGGUGGAGCAUGCGGCGGUGGGGUGUUGUAUCGACAAAGAACGGCACCGGCACCUCGACCUCCAGCCCAUUUGGUCCCCCCAGCCUCGCACGACCGGCUUUGGAUGUGGAGAUGCUUUAAUUAUACGAAUCAGCUAUCGACAGACGGAGUGACAAUCUCGGCACCAUCCGAAGCUGGCCGAUGGUCGCUAUGGGCUCUUUCUUUAUCGAACCGCGGACUACGCUUCUCAGCUCCACGUACUAUAAAUGUCUUCCGUCCUAUUCAACUGGAUUUCGCGCUUCCUCCUGCUUUAAAAGUUGGCGAGACUGUCGAAGUAGAUGUGAAGAUCACGAACAACAUCAAUAAUUGUAUGGACGUAACCGCUCUAUUGGCUCUGAGCGCUGGCGCGGCUUUUGCGAGCACCGGUGCACUGUACGUCACUGAACGACUGCGUCUUGGACCACGCGGUGGAACCCAGCUGGUUGUAAGAGUCGCCGUCAAUACACCUGGAAGGAAGAACAUUACUGUGGAAGUAACCGGAUACAGCGCCGACAACUGUUCCGUAUCUUACACAUCUUUUAACAAUGAAUCUCUGGUCGGCUCGGUGAUAAGAUCAGCUAGUGUUCUGGUGUUGCCUGAAGGCUUACACAGGAGCGAUACACAAAGCGCAUACUUCUGUGCUAAUGAACAUCUAGCCGUUUCUUCUCGGGGAUCGUGGGAGUGGCAAUGGGUAGCAGCGCCACGCAACCGUGCCGGUCUUGUCCUCGAGCUUCGGGCACAAGGCGCUGCGCAUGUCGCCCUCUCAGCUAUACGCGAGCCUUCGGACGAUAUGUACAGAGUUGUGUUUGAGAGAAGUCGUGUUUGGAUCGCUAAGGGAAAACAUGGUUAUGACGUUCACUUAGCCAGCGCAGAACAAACUGAGAGCGAUGACGAAUGCUCAGGAGCGGAGUCGUGGUGCGCUUGGUGGGUAUGGUGGGAAGGAGGUAGACUGUCCGUCGGUAGAGGAGCGGCACCCUCUGAGCGGAGACUGUUAGUGUGGCCUUUGACUGCAGACAUGAGGAUAAAUUACGUCGGCUUCAGCGCAUUGUGGGGAGAGAAAGCUGACUUCAGAAUAUGGAACUUUAACGAAGAAGCAGGCUUUUCUCAAGUAUUAGAACUCGGUCUGCCUCACGGUGUAGUGCCGGGUUCGGCUAGUGGAACUCUUCUCGUAUCAGGCGGUCUGCAUCUUCCCUUAUAUAGCUUACAAACCGAUUCUGCUGAUCAAUGGGCUUCAGUGUGGAGAGAUUCCCAGUUGUCAGCUGCAUCAGCGAGCUUAGCGCCGCUGUUAGCGUUGGAGCACAUUCCCCACUUGGUUGAGGAUGCAGAAAGAGAAAGAAUACUGAAAAAAAUACCCGAACAGGUUCAAAUUCUUUUAUCGUUUCGUAAAAAUGACAACUCAUUUAGCGAUCAUCCAGCGAUGAGUAGUCACUUGUCUACAAUAAAAAUUCUGGAGAUCUUAACCAAAAUACAGUCCUAUUACCCCAUCGAUCCUGACUUACUCCAGAAAAUAAGAAAAUGGAUUCAAUCGAGACAAGACGCUGACGGCUCAUUUUCACCACUACCUGCUGAUAAAGAAGUAGACUAUUACCAAGUAGAAAUGAAAAACUCCAAUGGAACUGAAAUGGAAGUAAAUGAAUAUUACUAUUACGACAAAGAUGGAAACAUGACGGAAAAAGAAAUAGAAUGGGAAAGGAGAGUCGAAGUUACGGCGGAAACAUUGGCUGCGUUAUUAGAAGUUGGUGUAGAAAAUCAGUUCGAUGCAAAUGUUGCGAAGAAAUCUCAAGCUUACCUGGAAAAAAAUAUCUAUAAUCUCACAUCACCGGCUGCACUUGCUGCAACAGUUUUGGCUCUCGUUCUUGCAAGGAGUCCGGUUGUCCCUGAAGCUUUGGCAAUAUUAAGGAACGCUUCAACUACUGAAGAGGGUGAGUUUGGAUGGCCAGCUCCAAGGAAGGAUGCUGCAGAUUGGCUUUUAGAAGAAACUUCGAGAAACAUUAAAACAACUUCCUACGAAGCUGUAACAAUGGAGCAAUACGUCGCCGGUGUAAGAGUUCUCCUAGCAGCUUGCGCAAGGGGAGCAUUAGCGGAAGGCGAGGCUGCCGCUCGUUUCCUAUACUACAGGGCGUCCACACUUCAACGACAUCCCAGUUUAGCGUAUAGUGCAACAAAAGCCGCUGCCCAGUACGCAGCAUUAGCUCAUGAUAGACAUCGGGCUCUUACAGUAUCACUGGCAACGGCAGGAAUGGAACUUACUGAUACAUUGGAAUUACGGGCUAAAACGCCUCCGAGACCUUUACAACUGCCCGGCUUGCCGACUAAAGUUUUUGUUUAUGCUACGGGCGCAGGAUGUGCAACUGUCCAGGGAACUAUUUCUUAUUCUACUUACUCGCCGAAACCAGAGAAUGCUCUUUUAAAUAUUCAAGCUGCCAUUAUAGAAGAAAUACAUCCGGAAAGAAGUAGUAUUGAGGAUCUACAAGGAAACUUACCUACUCUUAUCAUAAAAACGUGUUUCAAAUGGAAAGGUAAGGAACGUUCCGGUAUUAUACGACUUGAGUCAUCACUUUUCUCGGGAUAUGAAUUGCAGUCAGUCAACCCUGUAGUACUAGAUGGUGCUACUUUUGCAGACUUACAUUAUGGCUCCAGGGGUGAAUCAGUUUGGUUCGUUUUUGCCAAUAUCAGUUCUACUUGUCCUGUUUGCGUUACAUACGAAGCACGAUCAAAAUUUGUAAUCACAAGUCUGAGACCAGCAUUCGCCAAGAUAUACCCCUCCACACGUCCAGACUUAGCAGUUGAAACAUUCUUCCACGCUAGACCAGGCAGUCAAUUACUUCGAGGUAUAACCGAUGAUGACUUUAUAACUUGGUUUGAUAAAACUGAAAUAGCAAGCCUCACAACCACAGCAAGUAUUGACAACAUUUGUGAAUGUGGGAGGAUAUGCAGUAGAGAUUAUGAAUUUAGAAAAUCAAAUGAAAGUGGCCAUACGAUAUUAAACUUGAAAAAGAAUGACAGUCCCCCUGAAGUAAUCGAAAUCGUAACAGUUCCUGAAAUAAAUGACAUUGUGACUAGUACAACCACAGUGCCCUUUACAACAUAUCAAAAUAUAAGCAAUAGCACAGCUCAGCCAUUAACAACACCUCAGAAAACUUUAGUAAAUAUAAAAAUAGAACCAAACAAAACUAACACUGAACAUUUUCUUUAUAAACCAAAAAAUGUCUCUAUUGAACAAGUAGUAUCGAAAACAAAUAUUGAACCAAUAAUUAUUGUGACUGACAAUCAGAAACUUGAUAAUAAUUUAGAACCAAUGAUAUCUGUAGUGAAAUCUGAGCAGACAAUGCAAAAGUUACCAAAAUAUAUUCCAAAAAUAGAUGAAUCAAAAAAGAAAGUUCUUCCAAGGCGAAAAGGUACACUUAAAGCAACAUAUGGAGAUAAACAAGAAAAAUUCUUUGCAAAAAUAAUGAUUGCCAAUAAUACAGUCUCUAACAAGACAGAUUAUGAAAACAUCAAAAUAUUGAAAAAAGCCAAUGUAAGAUUGGGACAAUCUUCUUUUGCAAAACAGCAAAAUAAAACUGGAAUAAACGUUACGGAUGUUACAGAAGACUUAAAAAACAAUGAUACAACCUUUAAAAUAUUGAAUGAUAGUAAAAAUGCAUUAAAUAAUACAGUUUCUUCGCACAAAGAGACUACAAUUAUACCUCAUACUAUUGCAGCGAUAACUAAAAGUAAUAUACAAACAAUGCAUUAUAAAACCAAGAAACCAAAGCCAAUAACACAAAUAAAAAAGCCCCAAAUAAUUCAUUAUUCUAAGAAUACUACAAAUAUUGAUACAAACGAAAAAAAUAGAACUUAUGUUAAUGUAAGUAAAAUUCAAAAUAAGCCUACUGAAAAGUCUUCAAAAACUCUGAAAUCUAUUAACAAGGAAAUACAUAAAAUUCCGCCGACUCCAAUGUCUGAAACUUCUAAAGCUCUUGAUAAUCCUGUGAAAUCCGAUAUAGCGCCAGAAGACAAGGGAGGUUAUGAAAUUUUAGAUAAAAACCGCCUUUGGGAACUUCUUAAAGAAGGUACUGAGGGUGAAAUGACAAAAUCAGAAGACAAACUACAUGUAAAUAACAGGUUAAACGUUGAGUCAAAUCUUACACAUAAUGAUAAUCGAUCUUUAUAA